Molecule: messenger RNA, 1203 nt
Organism: Arthroderma uncinatum
Lineage: Eukaryota; Fungi; Ascomycota; Eurotiomycetes; Onygenales; Arthrodermataceae
Product: aspartic endopeptidase (AP1)
Exons: 4
Coding region: 1-1203 (400 amino acids)
Biological process (GO): proteolysis
Molecular function (GO): aspartic-type endopeptidase activity
Source: RefSeq, a predicted model, not a curated record
AUGGUCCUCGUCAACCAGCUUGCUGCCGCAUUGGCAGUGUGCACUACCUUGACGGUAGCAGCACCCACCAAGGGGAAAGCUCGUUUCAAUGUUCCCCAGGUCGCUAUCCCAAUGACCAAGGUGCACCAUCCUGCUGUUGCUUAUGCCCGUGCGCUGCACAAGUUCGGCAUCAAGGUCCCCAAGGCGGUGGAGGAUGCCGCAAGGGGAAGUGUUCCUACUACACCAACCCCAAGUGACGAGCAGUACGUGACCCAAGUCACUGUUGGACAGGGGAAACUGAACCUUGACCUCGACACCGGCUCGGGCGACCUAUGGGUUUUCUCGACUGAGACGCCUCAAAGCCAGAGUCAGGGGCACAACCUUUACCAGCCCAGCUCAAGCGCGAAGCGUCUCGAUGGAUACUCCUGGGAAAUUAGCUAUGGCGACAUGAGCUCCGCCGGCGGAGACGUUUUCCUUGACACCGUCAGCGUCGGUGAUGUAACUGCCAGUUCCCAGGCUGUCGAGUCCGCACAGAAAGUCAGCGACCAGUUUGCUAAGGAUAAGGCCACCGACGGCUUGAUGGGGCUUUCCUUCAGCGUCCUCAACACCGUUCAACCAAAACCACAGACGACCUUCCUUGACACUGUUCUGAGCCAACUUGAGAAGCCGCUGUUCACAUGUACCCUCAAGCAUGGCAUGCCAGGGUCAUAUGAUUUUGGAUAUAUUGACGAUGCCAAACAUACCGGAGAUAUUGCCUAUACUCAGGUCGACAACAGCAACGGAUGGUGGGGAUUCACGGCCGACAGCUACUCGGUUGGAGGGUCCAACGGAACUUUCAACGGAAUUUCACGCAGAAGGGCCAGUGGAGGCUCUAUUAGCGGCAUCGCAGAUACUGGAACCACACUCAUGCUCCUGAGCGAUGAUGUUGUUUCCGACUACUACGGACAAGUCCAGGGCGCACAAAACAGCCAACAGCAAGGUGGCUGGAUAUUCCCUUGCAGCGCCCAGCUUCCCGAUUUCACUCUUAGCAUCAGUGGCUACAAUGCUGUUGUUCCAGGUGAAUACAUGAACUACCAAUCACUCGACGGAACCAACUGUUUCGGAGGCCUUCAAUCUAACGGUGGCGCCGGAGUCCCAAACAUCUUCGGAGACGUAUUCCUCAAGAGCCAGUUUGUGGUGUGGGACACUCAAGGUCCACAGAUCGGAUUUGCUCCUCAGGCAUAG